Arthroderma uncinatum is the source of this 1059-nucleotide messenger RNA. RefSeq names its product transcription initiation factor IIB. Gene Ontology annotation, molecular function: RNA polymerase II general transcription initiation factor activity; TBP-class protein binding. The record is from RefSeq and is a predicted model, not a curated record. NCBI's taxonomy places the organism in Eukaryota, Fungi, Ascomycota, Eurotiomycetes, Onygenales, Arthrodermataceae. The coding region runs from base 1 to 1059 and encodes 352 amino acids. The transcript has 2 exons. Gene Ontology annotation, biological process: transcription initiation at RNA polymerase II promoter; transcription preinitiation complex assembly. Gene Ontology annotation, cellular component: transcription preinitiation complex; nucleus.
AUGGCGGCAGUAGGAACAGGUCUCCGGGGUGAACCCGCUCAGACGCCAUGGAAGGAGAAUCUCGCUGAACGCCUGAUAUGUCCCGAGUGCAAGGAGAAUCCUCCUAAUCUUGUCCCAGAAAGUCAUGAAACGAUAUGUGGCUCGUGUGGGCUCGUUUUGGCCGAUAGAGAAAUAGACCCCCAUUCGGAAUGGCGUACGUUCUCGAACGACGACCAGAACAAUGACGACCCUUCUCGAGUUGGUGAUGCUUCAAAUCCUCUGCUAAAUGGCAACCAACUUGAAACGCAAAUUUCGUUCGGCACAGGCGGUGCGCGGAGCAGGGAGCUGCAUCGUGCCCAAAGCAAGAUGUCAAAUGAGAAAACAAACAAGGCUCUGCUUGCGGCAUAUAAAGAAAUAGGGUCCCUAUGUGAUGGAUUUAACAUCCAAAAGAACGUCGCGGACACCGCAAAGUACCUUUUUAAGAUCGUCGAUGAUGCAAAAGCAUUCAAGGGGAAAUCUCAAGAUGUUAUUAUUGCUGGUUGUAUUUUCAUUGCUUGUCGGCAGUGUAAAGUUCCCCGAACAUUUACAGAGAUCUUUGCGGUCACGAGAGUUUCCAAGAAGGAAAUUGGCAGGAUCUACAAGGCACUGGAGAAAUUCUUCACGGCCCAGAACCUUGAACGCAUUAAUUCCGUGGUAUCAAGUGGAGGUGUUCCUGACCCCAACGAUGCAUACACCGGAACAACAUCUACUAAACCAAGUGAUCUCUGCAACCGAUUCUGCAACCUUCUCGACCUGCCCUUCCAGGUCACAAACGUCUCAUCCAUGCUUGCGGACCGAGUCACUUCGAUGGGUGAUCUCGCUGGCCGCUCCCCACUUUCCAUCGUUGCGGCUUCCAUAUACAUGGCCUCCUUUUUAAUGGGCCACGGGAAGUCAGCCAAGGAAAUUUCUGGUGUCGCCCAUGUUAGCGACGGCACGAUUCGCGGUGCCUACAAACAGCUAUACGCUGAGAGAGAACGAUUGAUUGACCCUGCUUGGAUUAAGGAUGGUAAGGGUGACAUGAACAAGCUUCCUAUUAGCUGA